AUGGCCGUAUUACUAACGUCUACAGCACAGCAAAAGAUGUUCAGAACCGCAGCACAGCCGGUGUCCUUCAGGACGUAUCUUGGCGCUAGCAAGACGUUCGCCAGGUUCAAAGGCUACAGUUCGAUCCCCAAGCUCACUUCGCUGGCUGACUUCCAGAGCAGCAUCAAGGGCUCGAAGCUCUCAGUCGUGGACUUCUAUGCUACGUGGUGCGGCCCAUGCAAGGCUAUGGCACCUCACCUCUCCAAGCUGGUCGACGAGUAUCCUGACGUGGGUUUCUACAAGGUGGAUGUCGACGAGAGCCCGGACGUUGCUCAGCAUUGCCAGGUCAGUGCAAUGCCCACGUUUGUGUUCGCCAAGAACGGCGAAAUGCUGGGUAAAAUAAUCGGUGCCAACCCCCAGGGCAUCGAGCAAGGCAUCAAGCAGCUCCAGUGA
Molecule: messenger RNA, 432 nt
Organism: Torulaspora globosa
Lineage: Eukaryota; Fungi; Ascomycota; Saccharomycetes; Saccharomycetales; Saccharomycetaceae
Gene: TRX3
Product: Trx3p
Exons: 1
Coding region: 1-432 (143 amino acids)
Source: RefSeq, a predicted model, not a curated record